Molecule: messenger RNA, 2106 nt
Organism: Hypoxylon fragiforme
Lineage: Eukaryota; Fungi; Ascomycota; Sordariomycetes; Xylariales; Hypoxylaceae
Product: glycoside hydrolase family 47 protein
Exons: 3
Coding region: 228-1793 (521 amino acids)
Biological process (GO): N-glycan processing; carbohydrate metabolic process
Cellular component (GO): endoplasmic reticulum; Golgi membrane
Molecular function (GO): calcium ion binding; mannosyl-oligosaccharide 1,2-alpha-mannosidase activity
Source: RefSeq, a predicted model, not a curated record
CCCUAAACACCCACCCACCCCUGUUGUCAGGUAUGUCAGGCAAUUUUGGGACUCAAUAUGGAUAUAAGACUUAGAUCUAUCCCUCUUCGCUUUUCUUGUUAUCUCCUUUGUUACCCCCUCAGCCCUUUCCAUCAUUUCAAGGCUCGAUCGACAAAUUUUUGUACUGUCGCAUCUCUCUCUCCAUGGUGACUUAGAACUCGUUGUUCUACUCACAGCAUCAUUGAACCAUGGUCAACUCUAGAUGGGCAGCCGCUGCCCUAGGUUGUGCCUGGCAAGCUCUAGCCCAGCCAUCCUAUGUCUCCCACCCCGAGCGAGCGGAUGCCGUGAAGGCGACAUUCCAACGCGCGUGGGAUGGUUACUACAACUAUGCGUUCCCCAAUGACACUUUAAAGCCCAUCUCGAGGACUUACCAAAACGAUCGAAAUGGCUGGGGAGCUAGUGCCGUUGAUGCUAUUUCUACGGCCUUGGUUAUGGGGGAAGCAGAUAUUAUUAACGAUAUCGUGGAGCACAUCCAGUCUAUCGACUUCGGUGCCACGGCCCCUGGCUCCGAGUCCGUGUCUUUGUUUGAGACCACUAUCCGCUAUCUAGGAGGUCUCCUAUCAGCAUACGAUUUCCUGAGUGGUCCGUUGAACAAAUAUGCAAAGGACCAGGCUUCCGUGGACAACAUCCUAAAGCAGGCGAUCAGUCUCGCCGACUACCUCAGCAUAGCCUUCGACACGCCCAGCGGCGUUCCCAUCAACACGCUGAUCUACAGCAACGGCGAGUAUCAAGUGGGCAGCGACACCACGAACGGCAUCGCCACGAUCGGGACUCUGGUGCUCGAGUGGACGCACCUGAGCGACAUCACGGGCGACGACAAGUACGCCGCCGUGACGCAGAAGGCCGAGGACUACCUUCUCAAAGUGCGGAACCCCAGCGUAGGCGAGCCGUACCCCGGGCUGAUCGGGACGGACGUGCGCAUCUCAGACGGCACCUUCACGGACUCGAGCGGCGGCUGGAACGGCGGCACGGACUCCUUCUACGAGUACCUGAUCAAGAUGUUCGUGUACGACCAGGACCGGUUCGGCGAGUACCGCGACCGGUGGAUCGCCGCCGCCGACUCGAGCAUCCAGUACCUCGCCUCGCACCCCACCAGCCGGCCCGACCUCACCUUCCUCGCCGCCUACAACGGGCGCGACGACCUCAACUUCGUCUCCACGCACCUCGCCUGCUUCGACGGCGGCAACUUCAUCCUCGGCGGCCUGACCCUCGACGACGAGGCCUACGUGCAGUUCGGCCUCGACCUCGUCGCCGCCUGCCACGCGACCUACACCGCGACCGCCACGGGGAUCGGCCCCGAGGUCUUCUACUGGCAGGACGGCGAGCUGCCCGCCAACGCGAGCAACAACCGGCCCCCGCCCUCCGACGCCGCCGCCUUCUACGACCAGGCCGGGUUCUGGAUCCCGUCCGGCGGCGCGAGCUACGUCCUGCGGCCCGAGGUCAUCGAGAGCUUCUACUACGCCUACAGGGCGACGGGCGACACGAAGUACCAGGACUGGGCGUGGGAGGCGUACCUGAACAUCAACAGCACGUGCACGGCGGGCGUCGGGUACAGCGGCCUCCAGAACGUGAACGUGGCUGGCGGGGGAGGGUUCGACGAUUUCCAGGAGAGCUUCUGGUUCGCGGAGGUGCUGAAGUACAGUUACCUGAUCCAGGCGGACGAGGCCGAGUGGCAGGUUAGUGCGGGGCAUGAUAAUCGCUGGGUCUUUAAUACGGAGGCGCAUCCGUUUUUGGUUAAGGGGAGUCCGAUUUAAAGAGCCUUUUUUUUUUUUUUUGAGGGGGGGGGAUGAUGAGGAUGGUUAUUCUUAUGGUUAGGUAUCUAUUUAGGUAUGAGUAUAUACUAGGUAGAGAAGCCCGUCUAUUAGGUAUAGAGAGAGGUCAGAUUUAGUGAGGUGGCUACUAGGUUGGUACCUACUCAGGCAUGCAUGUGUGUGAUGGUAUCAGGCGCACUACUAUUUACUAUUACUACUACCUACUACUACUACUUGGGUUGAAGGGUACACUUGCGAUAGGCGGAAGGCUAGGAAGCUUGAUGGGAUUUGUUUUACUUUUUUUUUUUUUUUUUUU